AUCGAUCCCACCAUCCAGCCAACCGUGCCAAACACUCGCCCGCCCGCCCAUACAUCUGAGAUCAUACAAUCAUACACACCCACUCCCAAACCCACACCUACAAGCAGCUCUCUCAUCACGCACGCCCUUUGCGCAUACGCCCACCCUCGCGCAACGCCCACGCCCUGUCAUAAUACGGGACCGCGCCAGACCCCACAGCCUGCAUCUGUACUCACCUUGCUCUAUCGCUCGAGGUUCCGUCCCCACCCCAUCCAUAUGCUCCCCAUGCGAGCUCGAUAAUACGCCCAAGAAGAGGCAUGGCUCUAUUGCCUUCUUGACACCAAGAAGGCAACCUGACAAUGACGAGAGAUGAGUCCUCGCGAUUCAGCUCAGUGACGAGCGCGAGCACCGACAGCACCGCCUCCGACUUCACCGUCAAGCCACUGCCCGCUAUCCCAAGGACUAAGGACAAGAGCAGAGACAAAGGAAAUGCCCAACCAACCACGAAAGCCUUCUCCGCCGCCGCCGCCGCCGCCUCCUCCUCCUCCCCCUCCCACAAGGGCCUGCGCAAGGCCGCCCCGAGGCUAAGGACAGACGAGAAUGGGAACCUAGUCAAGUCCCUCAAAGACUCCAGAGACGCCGAGUCUCAGCCGCAGAUCUCGCCGACAUCCAGGCAGCCCAACGCCCCCUUUGCCCGUGCUUCUUUGUCAGGCCCUUCCUCGUCUUCCAAUGCCGUACACAGGAUGAGCGAUUUUGUCAAUUACCGCCGCGACCUAGCCGUUCUCGAGCCCGCCGGCAGUCGCGCCCCACAGAUCGUACACAACCCCCCGUCGACGGCCUCUUCUUUCAUGCAGCAGGUCGCGCCGUGGAUGGUAGGAGGAGGCAGCAGUAAUGGCAACAACCCCUCCGUCUCCCCUCCGGCCAACGGCUCCGGCGCCAUGGCCACCACCUUCUACAAUGACUCCAGCGACAACCUCUCGUCCGCCUCGCAAAUGUCUCCUGCCUUUCGGUCCGCAUCGGUCAGUGCGGCGCGCCCCACGCACAACCCCCCCGGCAGCGAGUCGCCCCCGGCGGAGUCUGCAUCAUCCGCAUACUACAACGACGAAAGGAGGCCCUCCAUCGCCAGCGUCACCACAACCGCCAGCAGCCAGGCGUCCAAGAACAGCGGGCAGAGGGGAGGCGGCCUGAGGAAACUCCAGGGUUUCUUUGGCGAGGAGUUUCCCGGUCGAGACUCUUCAGAGACCUCCCUACCGCCUUCCUUUGCUGGAAAGGAGACCCGCUCCCACUCGUACAGCCACGCAUCUCGUCCCCAUCGCGACCGCAACUACUCAAACGCCACAGAUCAUACCCGGGAUGCCUCCCCGUCCUCGUCCAGGCCCAGGACACCAGUGCCAGCACCAGAAGUCGUGCCGUUCCUGUAUCAGGAGGCCGAGGAUAUCGCGCGCUACGGCGAAGCACCCGUCAGAGGUGUCCUCGCCGGCCCCGACCGUGAACGAUACGCCGCGGAGAACGGCGCCCAGAACCCCCCAAAGACAUCCUCAUCCAACCGCUCUGGCCAUUCGAUAGUCCAGGGCGGCCAAGGAUCCUCACAUCGACACAACAGGAGCAAUGAUGACCCUCGAGCCCUGCGUCCAUCGAUAAGCAGGGAAGAGUCCCAGGCCGGCGCCGCCAACCCGUCCAAGGGGGCUGCAAACGCAAUGUACGGCUCCCGAUCUCGAGCGCAGAGCCCCACGCCCAGUGGCCACAGUAGUGUCGGGAUGAAGAACGGAGGCUUCGACGGGCCUGCAUCGCCAGGACACACGCACCAGAAAAAGGGGCUCUUCAACAGAUUAAGGGGCAAAAAGCCAGAAAAGGACGAGCUGGGGCCACCGCUCAGCAAGAAACUCUCAACUUCUACGCAGUCGCUGGGGUCGACUUGGAUGCCCAGGCCAUCGAUAUCGCGCCAGGACGUGACCAAGGACGACGGCCCCUUACCAUACGGUGAGAGAUGGUCCGCCAUCGGCCAGGAGCUGCCCAACGAGCCUCAGCAGCGCGCGCGGCCAGAUAACGGGCGACAGGCGACUUUCAACAACAAGUUUCCCUUCUCCAAGAAGGGCCGACCCAACAAGCAGUUCGACGACGGCGAAGAUUAUAUCGGCCCGACUGACCGCUCAAACGAGAAGGGAACCUACUUCAAGCUCGACACCGACCUCGACGAUAUGUCAGGCAUCGUGACCCGACACGCGCCCCUCACGCCGAUGGCCCCUGGUGUCAUACCGAACAACGAAGUCGAAAAAGUCCAAGCACAGUCGAAGAAUGGCGUCAACGGUGUGUGGAACGCGCCAGACAGCUGGGCAGUCAGAAAGACCGAGCAGGACGUGCCGUCUCAUGCGGCGGAGCUUGAGGACAUUGGGAAUCCCCCCAGACCCGAAGAAAAACUCACGCCGUACUGCAUCCGAGUCUUUAGGUCGGACGGUACUUUUGCAACUCUGCAGAUGGCCCUGGACUCCUCCGUGCAAGACCUCAUUGGCCAGAUCAUCAAGAAGUCAUAUGUCACGGAGAGCCUCGACAACUACCACAUCGUCCUGAAGAAGCAUGAUUUGGUCCGUGUUCUCAACCAAGUUGAGCGGCCCCUUCUUAUACAAAAGAGGCUCCUCCAGCAAGUCGGCUACGAGGAACGCGAUAGGAUCGAGGACAUUGGCCGAGAAGACAACAGCUAUUUGUGUCGAUUCCUCUUCCUCUCCGCCAAGGAGAGUGAUUUCCACGCAAAGACUCACGACCUUGGCUUCGGUCGGAUGCAGAAAUUCAACCACAUCGAUUUGGCAGGCCGAAACCUCAUCACCAUCCCUAUCUCGCUGUACUCGAAAGCUGCGGAGAUCAUUUCCCUGAACCUGUCGCGAAACCUGUCACUGGACCUCCCAAGAGACUUCAUCCACUCCUGCGUGAAUCUUCGUGACAUCAAGUACAACAACAACGAAGCCCGCAAGCUGCCGCUCAGCUUCAGCCGUGCCAACAAACUCACGUACCUCGACGUCUCGAACAAUCGACUGGAGCAACUCGAGCACGCGGAACUCAACGGGCUCACGGGACUGUUGAAAUUGAAUUUGGCCAACAAUAGGCUCAAGCAUCUGCCACCCUACUUCGGAGCUUACCGCCAGCUGCGGACCCUGAACAUCUCUUCGAAUUUCCUCGAAAAGUUCCCCAGCUUCCUCUGCGAUCUGGAGAGCUUGGUGGACCUAGACAUGAGUUUCAACCUAAUUAUGAACUUCCCUGCCAACAUUGGCAGCCUCAAGUCCUUAGAACGCCUCGUCAUUACCAAUAACAGACUCUCCGGUGCGCUUCCCGAUUCAUUCAAGAAUCUGCUGAGUCUGCGCGAGCUCGACGUCAAAUACAACGCUAUUUCCGCCAUCGAUGUCAUAUCCGAGCUCCCGAAGCUGGAGAUCAUGACGGCGGAUCACAAUGCGAUCUCGCAGUUCAUCGGGAACUUCGAGAGAUUGCGGAGCCUGAAGCUGAACGCAAACCCGAUCACAAAAUUCGAGAUCACCUCUCCUGUACCCACAUUGAAGCUUCUGAACCUAUCCAACGCGCAACUUGCCAGCGUCGACGAUUCAUUUCAGAAUAUCCUCAACCUGGAAAGGCUCGUUCUCGACCGGAACUAUUUUGUGUCGCUCCCUCCACAGAUCGGUAAUCUGCGCCGCCUGGAACAUUUCAGCAUUGCAAAAAAUUCCAUUGGAGAGCUUCCGCCCGAAAUCGGUUGUCUUCAAGAGCUGAGGGUGCUCGAUGUCCGUGGGAACAACAUGAGGAAGCUACCCAUGGACAUUUGGUGGGCAAACAAGCUGGAAACGCUGAACGCGUCCUCAAACGUGCUCGAGUCGUUCCCCAAGCCUGCCUCUCGACCACCGCAGCCUCCUGGCGAAACAGCAUCUACUGCUCCUUCCAUUACUCUGAAGCCCAGUUCCUCCGGAGGCCUGAGCCCCUCUCCCAGCGCGGAUGACCUGCUGCCGGAUGGGACUAGGCGGCCGAGCCAAGCGUCCAGUACGCUCCUGAGUGUUGGCCCCUCCCCUGUACCUGCAGGUCCGGAUCGUAAAAGUUCAGUGGUGUCGGUGUAUGGCAAAGGCGGCCGCAAGACGUCUGUCAUGUCAAGGGCUCCGACGGGCCAAAACAACAACAAUAACAACAGCCCGCAACCUCCAAUGCCGACUUCCCGGAAGGACUCCGGACUGUCCUCUCGAUUGACGAAUACUUUCGCAGGGUCCUUGAGAUACCUCUACCUGGCGGACAACCAGCUUGACGAUGAUGUCUUUGACCAGAUAACGUUGCUGAGCGAAUUGCGACUUCUCAAUCUUUCCUACAAUGACCUGAGCGACAUGCCCCAGAGGUCGAUCAAGAGCUGGCCACAGCUCGUGGAACUGUACCUCUCUGGAAAUGAGCUUACGACGAUACCCGCCGACGAUCUGGAAGAGUUCAACUCCCUUCAGGUUUUACAUAUCAAUAGCAACAAGUUCACAAACCUGCCUGCCGAUAUCUCGAAGGCGAAAAAGCUUGCGGUGCUGGACUGCGGAAGUAAUUACUUGAAAUACAACAUUUCAAAUGUGCCAUACGAUUGGAACUGGAAUCUCAACCCGAACCUCAGAUUCCUGAACCUCUCCGGAAAUAGGCGCCUGGAGAUCAAGCAGACUGUCUUCGGCGCCGCGAAUGCGAACCGCGAACAGUAUACCGAUUUCAGUCGACUACUCAAUCUUCGAGUCCUUGGUUUGAUGGAUGUCACUCUGAUCCAGCCAAGCAUUCCUGACCAGAGUGAGGAUCGUCGAGUCCGAACGUCAGGAUCCUUGGCCGGAUUCUUGCCCUACGGCAUGGCAGACACUCUUGGCAGGAAUGAGCAUCUGUCAACCAUCGAUCUGGUUGUGCCUCGCUUCAACUCGGCAGACACGGAAACUUUACUUGGUCUUUUUGAUGGCCAAGCACUUUCCAGUGGUGGCUCUAAGAUCGCUAAAUAUCUGCACGAAAACUUUGGCCACAUUUUUUCGAUGGAGCUGAAAGCCUUGAAAACUCGGCUGAACGAAACACCUGUCGAUGCGAUGCGACGGGCGUUCUUGUCACUCAACAAGGACUUGGUGACCAUCGCAAUCCAACACACGGAGGACCGGCCAGUGACGGCCCACCGUGGGUCGGCGCAGCCGGUUGUGCUUAGUAAAGAGGACCUCAAUUCUGGUGGCGUGGCCACUGUGGUGUACCUCCAAGGGCAAGAACUUUACAUUGCCAACGUGGGCGACGUGCAGGCCAUGCUGAUUCAGUCUGAUGGUUCAAACAAGUUCCUGACCCGCAAACACGAUCCAGCCGAGCCCAGCGAGAGAUCUCGUAUCAGGGACGCCGGUGGCUGGGUGUCUCGAAACGGGAGGUUGAAUGACUUGCUCGAAGUAUCCCGUGCCUUCGGCUAUGUUGACCUGAUGCCCGCAGUACAGGCCGCGCCACAUGUUUCACAUAUGACUGUCAAGGAGCAAGACGAAAUCAUCCUGAUAGCCACCAAGGAAGUCUGGGAAUACCUGCCGCCGGAGCUCGUUGCAGACAUCGCACGAGGCGAACGCCAUGACCUCAUGCGAGCGUCUCAAAAGCUUCGAGACCUCGCCAUGGCGUACGGGGCGACUGGCAAGAUCAUGGUCAUGAUGAUGAGCAUCGCGGACCUCAAGAAGCGCAACGAGAGAUCGCGCCUGCACCGCGGUCAGAGCAUGUCUUUGUACCCAUCCGGCAUCACGGACGACAUUCUGCCUCGGGAGCCGAGGAAGCCGAAACGGACGGGCAAGAACGAUGUCCUGGAUUCUGACCUACGACGGCUGGAGCCCGAAGUACCUGCGCCGACGGGCCUGAUUGCCAUAGUCUUCACUGACAUCAAGAACUCGACCAACCUAUGGGAGACGUACCCGGCAGCCAUGAGGUCUGCCAUCAAACUGCACAACGAUGUCAUGAGGCGGCAGCUGCGCCGCAUCGGCGGGUACGAGGUCAAGACUGAAGGUGAUGCCUUCAUGGUCUCGUUCCCGACAGCGACGUCUGCCCUGCUCUGGUGCUUCUCCGUACAGAUGCAGCUCCUUGACAUUAACUGGCCUCAAGAGAUGCUCAACUCGGUCUCAUGCCAGCCGCUUUACGACAAGGACAACAACCUGAUCUUCCGGGGUCUGUCAGUGAGGAUGGGGACGCACUGGGGCGAGCCUCUCUGCGAGGUCGACCCUAUCACCCGGCGGAUGGACUACUACGGGCCUAUUGUAAACAAAGCCUCGCGUGUAUCUGCCUGCGCGGAUGGCGGGCAGAUCACGGUUUCGUCCGACUUCAUCUCGGAGAUACAGAGAUGCCUGGAGACGUACCAAGAGCCGUCCAACGGCGUAGAAGACACGCUCGAGGAUGACAGCUUUGCGCUGGCAGUGCGCAAGGAGCUACGCUCUCUGAGCUCGCAAGGCUUUGAGGUCAAGGAGAUGGGUGAAAAGAAGCUCAAGGGCCUCGAGAACCCGGAGGUGGUGUACUCGCUGUACCCGCACGCGCUAGCCGGCCGUAUCGACCAGCAUCUGCUCCACGAAAAGCAGGUAUCCGGAGAGGUAGAGAAGACCCUCCCGGCGACUGUGGCACAGGGCGGGGAGCUCGCGUUCGACCCCGAGGUGAUAUGGGCGCUGUGGCGGGUUAGUCUCCGGCUCGAGAUGCUCUGCAGUACUCUCGAGGAGGGUUCGGACCGCGGCCUGCAGCCUCCCGAGACAGAGUUACUGGACCGCAUGAAGCAGAGGGGCGGCGAGGUCACGGAACGGUUCUUGGUCAACUUCAUGGAACACCAAGUCAGCCGCAUAGAGACGUGCAUCUCCACACUGACCAUGCGACACCUCGCCGCGGGUGGCGGUCAGAUCUCGAAGCUUGAUGACCUGCGGGCGCCCAUGACCAACGUGCUGGACAUCAUAGCCGAGUCGAUGCUGGAGCUGCAAAGAUACAAGGACCGAUUUGGCGAGCUCGACUAGAUGGCGCCGGUCCAAGACUUGUCGGGCAGUGAUACGGAGUAGGAAUGAGUCUGGUUUGUGCCGCAAGGGUCAUGGCAGCCCAACCCGUAUCUUGCUUAUGGCCUGUGACCUCGGCUCCUUGGCCGGGGGAUGGAUCUACUUAUCUUGCAUAUGCCUCUUAUAAUACCCCUUCCUUUGUUUGUGUUGAGCCAAAAUUGUGGGACGGCGGUGUGGGAUUGGUUUGGUCAUAUGCCCUGUCGGUUUGGUGCGGUGCGGUCCGGUGCGGCGCGCUUCUAUGUUUGGGAAUUGUGUGGCAAGCGCCUAUAUACUUACUGGUUUAAACUCACUGCCCUGGAACGGACCUUGUUUUCUAUAUUUUCUUUCUCUUCCCCCUUAUUCCCCUGUCGUCUAUAAUGUACGAUAGCUCCCACGGAGCAGCACAAUUAACACGGGCGGCACUUUUUUUUUCUUUUUCUUUUUUUGGAACAUCAAGCUGGAAUAUAUCAUCAAAUUACGGGGAGCACAAAGAGCUU
This is a messenger RNA of Diaporthe batatas, 7462 nucleotides long. RefSeq lists its product as uncharacterized. The transcript has 4 exons. Gene Ontology annotation, cellular component: plasma membrane. The record is from RefSeq and is a predicted model, not a curated record. Gene Ontology annotation, biological process: intracellular signal transduction; cAMP biosynthetic process. Bases 339 to 6950 code for a protein of 2203 amino acids. Gene Ontology annotation, molecular function: protein binding; magnesium ion binding; adenylate cyclase activity. Lineage: Eukaryota; Fungi; Ascomycota; Sordariomycetes; Diaporthales; Diaporthaceae.